AUGUCCGACGCUGCUGUUUUGAUUGAGGAAGAUGACGUUAUCGAUAACAUAGAUAAAGUAUUGGCGUCAUGCCCUCAUAAUUUGGAGAUAUAUGAAUCGGUUUUAAAGAAGUUGAAUCCUAUUGUCGUGAGGUCAUCGGAGGAUGAAGAAUAUAGAAACAAACUGGCGCAAUCUUUCUUUCUUUGGAAACAGUUAAAGACAAGUAUUAGUGGAUGUAGGGUUGAGAAGAUUUUGAAAUUGGCUGAUGAAAACCAUCUUCAUUGGUACCUGAGGACGUUAAGAGGAGUUAUAGUACUUAUGAGAAACUUGUCUGUGAGCAAUCAGGAGAUACCAUUGGAGCUCGGUCUUCAAAAUGUGGUGAUCAAGCUUUUUACUAUCAUUGCAAGCUUUCAUUUCACUUACGAAAAUAUGGAAACCUCGCUAUACGUGGCCUCUGUCAGCUUCCUCCAUAACAUUUCUAAAACGAACAUUGGCUACGAAAAAAUUGAUAUGGACUCCCUUAUGAUCUUUUUACAGUAUCCUACAGAACACCCGGAUAAGAAUCAAGAACUGUUGACCCCGUUUCUACUUUAUUUCGUUAAUCUUGCAUCCAACGAUGACUUUCUUUAUUCUUUCUUCAGACAGGAAGCUAGAGAUAAAAUACUUUACAGUUUUUUGCUCCAAGAAAUUAUCUCUGAUUACACCAAUAUUCAAAAUUAUACUCGGAGUAAAAAGAGCCUGAAUAUUGGGGAUACUCCAGAAGAGCUAGAUUUCAUGGAUUUUGUGUUGUUAAAACUAUUCAUUACUUUAUCUUCCAACGAGUCUUUUGGAUUUUAUCUAGAAAAACUGGAUGAGAAUCCGGAGAAGACUGAGGAGUGUAUCGAUUUCCUGGAAGUCUUACAGUUGGUAAUUACUAGUAAAGAGAAGUGGAACAAACCUCAACUUAUAGGGAUUAUGUCGUGGUGCUACAAGAUAUUUGAUCACGCCAGCAAGGAUCUGAAAGAAUAUUUCAAGAAAGGAAAAGAUGACGAGAUGAUAGCCGCUGUUAUGCAUAAAAAACUUCUUUUUACGCUUGGUAUCAUUGCUGGUCUUUCAGAAUAUGAAGAUGUGCUUCAAUUUUUACUUUCAUACGGGGGGCUAGAAACCUUAGUAUGCAUGUUAAGGGUCCUCCAAGACAACUUGUUACGCAUUAAUUUUGUCAAGGAUGGUUCAGGUAACACACAGAGUAUUAAGACUACAGACUCCUUAGGGAGUAAGGUUGAAGAUAUGUCGAAAGUACAACAUAGAGUAGACUUUGAGACUCAUACGAUCAGUGCAACAAAUUUUCCAGAAGUAAAACUUUUGGUGAUCGAAAUUUUAACGCAUCUCACUUACCGUAAGAAAGAGGUUCAAGACCGGAUUAGAGAGUUGCAUGGGUUGGAAUUGGUUUUAUCAAACUGUGUUAUUGAUGACAAUGAUCCGUUCAUCAAGGAAAGAAGCAUCAUCUGUGUUAAGUUCUUACUAGAAAACAAUGCAGCGAAUCAAGAUUUUGUUGCAAAGUUGGAGGCAAAAAGGGCAGCAAAUGAAGACGUUUUAGAAGAGGCGGGUUACGAGGUCAAAAUUGAUGGUUCAGGACAGAUCAAAUUGCAGGAGAAAACAUGA
Molecule: messenger RNA, 1620 nt
Organism: Huiozyma naganishii CBS 8797
Lineage: Eukaryota; Fungi; Ascomycota; Saccharomycetes; Saccharomycetales; Saccharomycetaceae
Gene: CTR86
Product: Ctr86p
Exons: 1
Coding region: 1-1620 (539 amino acids)
Cellular component (GO): cytosol
Source: RefSeq, a predicted model, not a curated record